AUGCCGCCAAGAGUUAGGGGUAAAGGAAAGGGUCCCAUGCGAGGGGGACCAUCAGCGAGACCUUCACAUCAACGCACCCCAUUUGCGUCAUUUUCCAGUUCUGACUCUCAUAAUCUAUGGGGUCACUCUUUUGAACCGGCGAGACACUCUGUCUCGUUGAGUUCCUCACCUUCAUUCCAUCCAUCAUUCGGGCCGCCUGUCCCAGACGAGCCCCAGCAUUCGCACAUUCUCAACACUCCCAUCACUCCCAUGAGUCUCACCAGCUACAACCCUUUGGGCCCUAAGGAUCACUUUUCUCAGGAAAUGGAGAUGGACGACGACCCAGACCCGGAGAUGCAGACCGGAACACCGGGCCACCCAAUUAGCAUCUCAAGCGGUUCCCCAUUUCAGGGAUCACCGUACCAUGGGCCCGAUUCAUACCAAGAGAGAAUGGACGCUUAUGAUUGGUACUUUACUCCUUCGUACCAUAACUCUCCUGCUCAACUACCUUUGGUUGAACCCCAGCUUCAAGCAGUUUCACCUCCACCACUUCCUGUUGAGGAGCCGCCUCAACAGCCACCUCAGCCACCUCUCGAGCCUCCGAGGCGAAGGAGGAACGCACGUAUAUCCGUGCAAGGAGGACCUCGUUUUAGUUCUCCUCAGGGUUCAAGCUCUUACCCUCCUAUUCCCAAGGACCCCCAAAUGGGUGGACCCUAG
Molecule: messenger RNA, 696 nt
Organism: Helianthus annuus (common sunflower)
Lineage: Eukaryota; Viridiplantae; Streptophyta; Magnoliopsida; Asterales; Asteraceae
Product: cytoplasmic polyadenylation element-binding protein 3-like
Exons: 2
Coding region: 1-696 (231 amino acids)
Source: RefSeq, a predicted model, not a curated record